AUGGCUAAAAUUACUUGGAUGGAAAUACCAAACCCAUUCAAAAAAAUCUAUUUUGAUAGUCACGAACAUGAAGAUGUGGUGGAAUCCAGAAAUCGUUUUCUCCAAAAGAUGGCUGAAUUACGAAAACAAAUGGCCUCAUAUGAAGGUGUAGGAUUAAACCAUAUCCCACCAGAACUUUAUCCCAAAAUAGUUCCUGUCACUCAAGACGAAACCACUCUUUAUUCAAAUGAUAGUGUGAAGAA
Messenger RNA from Dentiscutata erythropus, 242 nucleotides. NCBI's taxonomy places the organism in Eukaryota, Fungi, Glomeromycota, Glomeromycetes, Diversisporales, Gigasporaceae. The record is from the annotation of a GenBank genome assembly.